Molecule: messenger RNA, 5518 nt
Organism: Ruditapes philippinarum (Manila clam)
Lineage: Eukaryota; Metazoa; Mollusca; Bivalvia; Venerida; Veneridae
Product: nucleolar protein 8-like
Exons: 17
Coding region: 104-4591 (1495 amino acids)
Molecular function (GO): RNA binding
Source: RefSeq, a predicted model, not a curated record
CUAAAGUAAAGCGUCGGUUGACGUAGAUUUACUAUGAAGCAUGCACAAAUAUUUAUUUUGUAGUUAGUUGUUCUAAAACGUUAUCCUUUGGCUCAAAGUUAAGAUGUCUGAAUCAGAAAGUGACACCAGUGUUGAAAAGGUUCAGGAGAAAAGAGUUUUUGUUGGAGGAUUGUUCCCCGAGGUCACAGAUGAUGAAUUAAAGAGUCGAUUUGGAAGAUUUGGGACUGUUAAAGGUGUUGAGAUUAAAAUAAGGAAGGAUAGCAAUGGAAAUCCUAUAAAAACAUUUGCUUAUAUAGACCUGGAAACUAUUGAGAGAGACUUUAAAAAAUGUGUAAGUACGUACAACAAAACCAGAUGGAAAGGUUCUGAGUUGAAAAUACAGGUUGCUAAAGAAGACUUCAUGAAAAAGCUUAAAAAGGAAAGAGAGGAAGCAUUAAAAGAUUUGACAGUGAAAGAGAUUCCAGAUGCUCUUGUAUCAGGUAUACAGAGCAAACUAAUGGCCAUAUCUGAUAUAGCCACAGCUGCAAACUUUAACAUGCGAGGGGCAGUUCCUGGUACUGUAAUACCAGGGGAGGAGAAAUGGGUUGUUGGAAAGUAUGGGAGAGUUCUGCCUAUUGUUCAUAUGAAAAAGACUGGGGCUAGCAAAAUCUUGAAGAUUGACCCAUCAAAGCUGUCGCAUAACUUGAAGAGAAUAAAAGAUGAUAAAUAUGUAGAUAAUGUUAAUCCAAGCCAGCUUACUUGGCAAUUAGAAGAGUAUGAUAAUGAAAUAAGUAAAAAACGGAAAGGUGAAUUCCCUGAAUGGACACCUAAAGUAAAACGAAAUAGAAACAUAAAUGGUGUUUCCAGCAAAGACGAUUUACAGCAGAAAGUUUUAGAAGUUGUAGAAAGUGAUAAGACUUAUCGUAAUUCAGAAUUUGAAGUUGUGCCAGUAAAAAGUAACACUGGGCGAGGUCCUAUGUCAGAUAAAGCGAAGCAUGGUUUUAAUAAUGUAGGAAGCAUAGAUUCUGAUCGUGAAGAAAAUGGAAUUGACAUGGUUGGAUCCUCAACAAACAAUAUUGUUGAUGGUUAUAUGGAUCUUUCCCGGUUUAAUUCUGAUUCUGAAGAGGAAUUGUCCAAAGAUUCAUUUAGAAAAUCUGGUCUUGGACAAUUCAAUCAAACUCAAAAUAAAUCCUUAGAGAAAAAGCUGGAACAAAAUAUAGGGAUUACAAAUAAGCCUCAAACCAAUAUUAAAGGUGUCCAAUCAUCAAAAGUUAUAUUAGAAUCAAAUCCGAUGAUGAAAAAGAACAAUAAAACUGUACAAUCUCAAAAUGUUGCUGAUGAAUAUUCAAAUGGAUUGAAGGAUUUAAAGAGUGGUAGAGAUGAUUUCGUUGACAGUGAUAAUGAAAGUGACGGGUAUGAAUCUGACUGUGAAUCUGAUUAUCGUGAUAAUGAUGAUGACGAUGAUUUAUCCAAUCAACAAAAUACUAGCAAUGUUGUUAUAAAGAAUCAGAACAUCAAAGACAAUUCUAACUUGAAACCAAAGAUUGUAGAGGGUAAGAAAACAUUGUUAGCAUUUCGUGGUACCAAAUUUCUAACAUCAGAUUCAAACACAAAAUUAGAUUUAAAGGGUCCUCAAAGCAAUAAUGUUCAUAUUAAGGUCAAAGAAACAACUGUUGAUAAUGUGGUAUGUCCAAUUCAUAAGGAAUCUAACAGUGAAUCCAAAAGAAAGGCUCAUUUAAAAGUGAAAAAACAACCAAUAGAAAUUAACUUUGAAAAAUCAAAUUUGAAAAGAGCAGGUCUUAAGAAUUUUGUGGAUCCAAAAUUUCUUUCCAAUGAAUUUGCCAGUGGAAUUGAUAUGGUAGAACAGUCCAAAGUGAGUCCUAGCUCAGAAGAGGAUGAUGAGGAUAGUGACUUUGAAAGAUAUGCUAAAAAGGAAAUAGCUAAAAUAGAAUCAAGGAAGGUACAAGUUGAAACUUCAAAUUUAGAACAAUUAAAACUGGAUGAAAAGGAGGUUGGAUAUUUCAAAAGCAGCAAGAGUGAAGAAAUCAAGACAGGUUACCACAGCAGUAGCAGUAGUGAUGACCCUGAUAAUGAGACUAAAACUGACUUAGUUAGUGUAAAUGAAAAAACAAACACUAUAGUUAUGAAUACAGAGGAACAAAUGGAAGAAGGCUGUGUCAGUAAACCAGUGGCAAGUGUCUCUCUAUGCAGGGAAAUUGAUGAUGAUGAUGAAAGUGAUGAUGAUGAUGAUGAUAUUAAUAUUGUUGAUGAUGAUAAUGAUGCAAGUGACAGUAGUAGUGACUUUGAAACAUUAAUAUCUAAAGCUGUUAAAGAAGCACAUGUUGUAAAUGUCAAACAUUCAGAUACAACUUUGGAUGAUCCCCCAAAAGCCAGUAAAAUUCUUAAUAAAUCCAAUAACAAAUGUGAGUCCAGUACUGAGUCUGAAAGUUCUGAAGAAAGUUCAGGUGCAGAUACUGAUAAAGACAAGGAAAUGAAUGACAAUGUUAACAAAGUCCUUGAACAUUCAAAUAAUGUCUUAGAUGUACUAAAAUCUAACCAUAAUCGAAAUCUAGAUAUUAAUAGUCAGUUUAAUGAUUUAGGCAGUGAUGAUGACACUAGUAGUAAUGUUAGCAUUAAUAGUAAUGAAGAUAUAGGCGAAAGUCCUGAAAAUAAAAAUAAACAUAUAUCUGAUGGUAAGAAAAAUCAAACAUUAGAUUAUUCAGGGAUUAUUAUGUCAGAGAGUUCUGAUUCUGAUAAUGACACACUUGUGGAAACAGAAUCAGACAGUAGUGAUGAUGAAAGUAGUUUAUGUAAUGACAAUACAAGUAUAACUGCUGUGGAUAAAGUUGACACUGUGGUACAAAGUGUAAGUGAAAUCAAUGAAGCAAAUGUUCAAGUUGGUGUUAGGAAUGAUGAUGAGAAUGAAGAAAGCGAUUCUGUUAGUGACUCUGAAGAAGAUGACAGUACUGAAGCUGAAAGUAGUUCAGAUAUAAUAAUGACCAAAGGAGGAAGUGAAAUACCAAUCAAAUCUGAUUCUGUUAAAACAGACUUAAAACAAGCAGAAAGAACUAAAUCUUACUCAAAGGACCCCAUAGAGACUAAGGAUAGUGGUCCUCAGAAUGUUGGUGUAAAUGAUAAAAGGAAUAAGAAUGUAUCCAGUCCAGUGAAAAGGACACUUAACUCGCAAGAUUCUACAGUGGAUGCUUGCACCUUUCAGAAAAAUGUGAAAACUUCUUUUGAUGAUCCUAGUCCAGUUAAAAAGGUCUUUACUCAGGACAUUAAAACACAAGUAAAAGUACCACAACAAGACAACAAAGCUGACACAGACAAGAAGAGACUGGCAGCAGUAAAACAAAGACAGAAAGAGGCACUCGCACUGAAAUCACUCAUUAAGAAUGCACUUUCAAACAUUGAUGCCAGUAAAACUGUGAACACAAAGAUAAAGUUUGAUUCUGACUCUGAAGAAGAGCAGGUUUCCAUGGAAACAGAUGAACCAAUACCAGUAUGCAAGUUUCAAAACCAGAAUAUAAAUGUGCCUGCAGAGACCAAAACACCGGCCAAGUCUAAAACUUUAUUUGACUCAGAUGAUAACCGUGAUGAUGAUGGUAGUGAUAAUGAUACAAACAGAUUUAACAUUAGGGAAGAAUUUGAAGGUGCUGAAGGAAGAAAGUUGGCAAAGCUUCAGGCAAGAUUUGGUCAUGAUGAGAGAUUUAGGCUUGAUGCCAGGUUUAUAGAGUCCGGUUCCGAAGAUGAAGAGGAAGAGAAAAUAGUAGAGGAGGAUGAAACAACCAGAUCUCUGAAAAUUCUCCAGUCUGUAGUUGGUAUUAAAGCUGUCAGUGGUGUAAACAAACAGGAUAAAGCAAAGAAAAAAUUCAAGGAUAUAGGAGCAUUGAUGUAUGACCCAACAUGUGAAGAGCAUAAACAGUUCGAAGUGGAGACUAAACAAGUUGAACUGCCUCAACCUGUGGAACGGAAGAAGAAGAAAAAAGCUAAGAAGGAAGUAACUGCCUUGGAAACAGAACCUGCAGUUAUUUUGCCAGAGGUGACUAAGGAAAAGUUUUACGAGAUUUCCGAUACCUUAAAGAACACAUUUGUAGAGAAAGCAAAGGCAACAACUGAUGCCCCUUCAAGUGGAGGGGGAUUCUCUCUACUAGCUGCAUUUGGUACUCAUUACAGUGAUGAUGAAAUUGAUGAUGAUGCUAACGUAGCAAAAGGUGCUCAAGGUUCUGCCAUACCAAUACCUGAUGUUCUGAGAACUAACCAACUCUCACUGGCUAAUAGAUUUAAUGUUAGAGAUGAUGCUCAUCAUGAAGACAGUGAUGGGGACGAUGAUGAGAAAGAAAUUACUGGUAAAGAACUGGAGAAAAAUGUUGAGAAAAUGGAUACAAUAGAGCAAACUUCCAAACAAGCCUCGGAUAUUACAAAACCCAAAAACUUUUUCUUCUUGCCAAAUGAUGAAAGACUUAAAGAAUGUGUAACACAGAAAAAAGAUAGCUCUAAUCAAGGAGAUUGGUUUUCCAAGAGACGUCACCUUAUUGAGAGUUACAAAUCAAAACACAAGAAUUUAAGACGGAAGAAAGGACCUAUGAAGAAAAGGGGUGGUAAGAGAUGAUAAAAACAGAUUCAAAGGUCCUUUCACAAGGCUUACUUUACCAGGAAAGCUAGUUAGGUUGAUCAACCGUCGAGAUAAGACCAAACUUGUGUUGCAAUAAAUAUAAAAAAAACACAGGCAAACAACAUCUUUGCUUAUUUGAUUUUGCAAUUUCUAAUGGACAUUUACCACUGUAAAAAUUGAAAGAACGCUAUUGAAUUGACACAGUUUGAAAGUUUGUGUGAUGAAGGGAAAUAACUUGUGUUUAGAGAGGAUGCAAUACUUUCCCGAAUUUGGUAGAAAGAAUGGAAAUGAAUAAGUUGUUGAAAAGACUAUAAAAAUGAUUGUCCAGUAUUGACUUGUUAGUUAGAUAAACAAUGAUACAAGUACAUUCAGAAAAAAACUUGUUCGUUAGGUAAACAAGGAUAAAAGGAUCUACUUGAAUUGAGUAAAAUGCUUUGUUUUACCAUGCCAUAAAGUGAGUAAAUGUACAUUGCAAUAAAACUCAAGACAUUUUAAAUUAUUUUAUAUACAUGUACACGUUUUAACAUAUUUAUAUGUUUUCACAUAUGACAUGACCUAAUGAAAAGAAAAUCACAAGGAAAAGAAUAUUAAAUUUGUAAUGUACUACAGGUAGUAGGUUGUUUGAAAUGAAAUGCUUUUGUUGAUGUAAUAUAGUAAUAAAGAGUUUAAAAGGAAGUGGUAUACACGUAUAUUGAAAGGCUCAUUGUUAGAGUUAUACAUGUAUAUGAUAUAUGAUUUGUAUUUUGCUCUCAUGAAUUUCACAUUAAGCUUUCAUGAGUCAUGUAAAAAUGGCAGAGCAAAAUCUACACUAGUCAAAUACAAAUUCCAAGAUUCUCUUUUUUCAUUUAAACCUAUUUUAUAUUUUGGUGAUUGUUUUCUUGAAACAUAUAUUGUUGACUGAUGUUAUUAAUGAAAUAAACUUUA